Messenger RNA from Biomphalaria glabrata, 5524 nucleotides. RefSeq lists its product as uncharacterized. The record is from RefSeq and is a predicted model, not a curated record. Lineage: Eukaryota; Metazoa; Mollusca; Gastropoda; Planorbidae. Bases 3490 to 4530 code for a protein of 346 amino acids. The transcript has 10 exons.
GAGAUAGUGAGAGAGAGAGAGUGAGAGAGAGAGUGAGAGAGAGAGACAGAGUGAGAGAGAGAGACAGAGUGAGAGAGAGAGACAGAGUGAGAGAGAGACAGAGUGAGAGAGAGAGUGAGAGAGUGAGAGAGAGAGUGAGAGGGAGAGAGAUAGUGAGAGAGAGAGAGUGAGAGAGAGUGAUAGUGAGACAGCGAGUGAGAGAGAGAGAGUGAGAGUGAGAUAGAGAUAGUGAGAGAGAGAGUGAGAGAGAGAGAGACUGAGAGAGAGAGAGUGAGAGGGAGAGAGAUAGUGAGAGAGAGAGAUAGAGAGUGAGAGAGAGAGUGAGAGUGAGAUAGAGAUAGUGAGAGAGAGUGAGAGAGAGAGAGUGAGAUAGAGAUAGUGAGAGAGAGAGAGAGUGAGAGAGAGUGUGAGAGAGAGAAAAUUAGUGAGAGAUAGAGUGAGAGAGAUAGUGAGAGAGAGGGUGAGAGAGAGAGAGUGAGAAAGAGAGUGAGAGAAAAAAGUGAAAGAGUGAGUCAGAGUGAGAGAGAGAGAGAGUGGGAGAGAAAGAGGGAGAGAGAGAGUAAAAUUGAGAGAGAGUGAGACAGAGAGAGAGAGUGAGACAGAGAGAGAGAGAGCGCGAGAGAGAGAGAGCGUGAGAGAUAGCGAGAGAGACAGGGAGAAAAUGAGAGGGAGAGAAGGAAAGAGAGGUCAGAUGUAGAUGUAGAUGAAUACUUGAAUGAAAGUGAGUGUCCAUUCUUUCUCCUCAUCCCACUUGGUCAGCCAGGUGAAGCCGAGACUUUUCAUCGAUGGAACCAGAAAAAAAAAGGUCUGUACCAAUCUUUACUACGCUUCCCAGGAACAGGGCCUAUAAAGCUUUUCCUAAACACCGACAACUUUUUGGGAAGGGGUACAGUAGACCUAUAUCUCUCUCACGGGAUUGGAAAAGCCUUUGCGUAUUAUAAAUGGCAAAAAUAUACCCGGCCAGAGAAGUAUACUGGCCACCAUUUGGAUUUAGUGAUCAUUCCAUUGAUUUAUUUUUAAUCCAAGCUAAUAAGAAACAUUUUUUAAAAGAAUGUUUAAAAUGAUUGAAACCUUACUUUAAUCCUUGUGCUAAUCUGAAUGAUUAUACAUUGCUUCCUUUUUGAUUGCCUUUCUAAUGAGUUAUGACUUAUGGAGUUUGCUUAACCUAUAUAGCCUGCAAAACAAAUUUAGCAUGUUUUUACUUAUUCAAAGCGUCUUAACUUUCUGGCAAGCUUCAGGCAUUCAGAGUCUUAGCCCCAUGCCUCAUGGUGUGGGUGAAAGCAGGCAGGGUUUGCAUUGUUCAUGGUGCAUACAAACCUACCAACCACCCGUCCUAAGUUGAAUGAAACGACAGUAUAACACAGCCAUGAGUUCACGACAUGCUCAUAGCGACAGGAACAAUAACAGUAAUCAUAUAUAUCUCCACGCUCCAAUUCAGUUGUAUAAUAACACCGCAUAGAAAUACCGAACAUGAAAGCUGCAGACUAUAGAGAACAUACUACCUUGUUCCAAAAUUAACUGGUGCGAUCAUAUUACAAAGGUAAUAUCAACUGUGUCUGCUUGUCUGGUACAAAGUAUUUACAAGCCAUUUCUCGCGAACCCAUUUUUCUGGUCAUCAUGAAUCUUGGCACAAAAUUAUUCAUUGGCAAAGACAAGACAGGAAUCAAUAAAAGAAAUAAGCCAAUUAGUACAUUAAUUUCAGGUAAUCAAUUAGCUUGUUUGGUACCAUCAAGAGAAAUUAAUUCUUAAUUAUUGACACGAAUGGCUAAUUUGUAAGGCUUUCUACCCUUCGAUAUCCUUUAACGCCAUUCCUCCCACACGCAUUAUCGGAUAAGGUUAAUACUUUUAACAAGUAUCAAUUUUACAUAGCAAAAUAUAAAUCAAUUAUAUAAUCAACCAGUCAAACAGUUUAUAAUCAGUAAUUAAUUUAUUUUGCUUGAGAUCGAAUAAGGGUAAUAACUUCUAAAUUAUUGAGAGGUAUAGUUGUUUUAUUCUGCUUGUUUUCACAAUUUCUAUAAAGUAUGCUUGUAGGCGUUGAUUAGCAUUGACCCACACCUUAAAAUUAAGUUUCAUAAGAAUAUACCAAACUUUGACAAAUGUGUCAUUACAUUGAUUUAUAGUUUUUUAGCUCAUGCAAUCAUUUAAAAUAAGACACUUUCAUUAUUAUUAAAAAAAUUAAUUGCUAUUUGAUAAAGAUGAUGUCGGUCUAUAGUUUCCCACAUAAUUUCUUACAAUGCUUCUUUAUUCUAUAAAGUCUUUCCAAAUUCUUGUAUUAACAAGUGCCCAAUAUGUAUAUGUUAUUUCUAUAUUUAUUCUCAUCUUAUCUUAUCUUUUGAAAUACAGACAUGACGUCAACAAAGAAGUUGAUUACGUCCUACGCGUGUUACUAUGUCAAUCUAGUCAUGCAUGUUAAACAAUGACUUAAAUUCUGCCAAGUCAUUGGUUUUCCUGGCUGACUCAGGCAACCCAUUACAUGCUCCAAUAUUAUUAGGGAAGAAGGAGCGUUUCUUUACUCAUAUCUUUUAUUGAAUACAAAAAAAAAACAACAUAGUCGAUUGUGGGGAUCCCGGCUAAAACAUUUUCCAGUUCUAAGCCGGAUUUAAUUUUUAGAUAAUUAUAUUUGAAAAAAAUAUAGCGAUCAAACCAGAGGGUUCAUUGAGUGUCAAAGUAGAUAGUUCUUUUUCCCCAAAUAUGUAGGGCCCCUACAUAAGCCGAGAAAUGUCAUGGUACAUUUUUUGGUGCCGAUUUUUUAAAAUCCAUUAAGAGCUGGCUAACCAUAAGAAGAAGUUUGAACUAAACUAACAAUAAUAAGACUAGCUGCGCACCUCCAGGAGCAAAACAAAUACUCUCUUUAAUGAUAGUUUUGUAUCAUGUAAAUCAUUUUAUUUUAUAUAUAUUAAAAAGCCCCCACUCAAUCAUUACUCAUUCUUCCCUCUACUGUGGACGAAAAUAUACAAAAAAAAUCGCGCCUCAUUCACUACCCUAUUCACCCCAUUCACUACAAACCAGAAAAGAGUUUGAGGGGGCGCGACAUAAUAUACAAUUGGAUGCAGCGUAGAUAAUUAGCUCAUAUAAAUAAGAUAAGAAAAAAGGUUUUGUACUCGUAUUUUGUGUAGAAUUUUAAGCCCCCUUCUCCCUUUUGAAUUCCAGCAGUGCCUCCUGUGGGUGGGUUCUGAACUCGUUAAAGACCAUACUGUUAUAAAAGAAAAUAUUACAUUCACCCCCAGACAUCCUGUUUUAGUUGUGUAUAGCAUUACAAAUAGAGGAAUCUCUCAGUGUGGACAAAAAAGAGAGAGAACGAGAGAUGAUAGGCUGUACCUGUGACCUUUAGGCCUUCAACUCAAACCAGGAUGGUAAGGAGACGUUGUACACAAAAAAUAAAAAAAAAAUUCCAUACUUGAUCUAAAUCUUAAAGGAAAAACUAGGCAAACAUAGAUGAAAUGAGAAUUAUAAAAAUAUUAGAGGUAGACAGACUUAUUUGAUAGGAUUAUGAAGAAAGAGAUCCAAUUCUGUGUAUACGUGGUGUAUGUCAUCGUUUGGUUCAGAGUUUCAGAAACAUAUACAAAUUGCCUGACACUGACUACUGGGAAACUACAAUAUGGAUACACAUGUAUUAAAAGCUCCGAAUGCCAGACCGAAUAUUGUAUUAACGCAGCUUGUUCCUGUCCUGAUGUCUCUCUCUUGGAUGAAGAAACUGGUCUUUGUGCUAGAAAGAGUGGUCAUAUUAUAGCAAGGAACGAGGAAUGUGGGUACAUUGUCAGCACUGGUGACAUCCCUUUCGGUGCAUUAAGGCAAUGGAACAUUACGGGGGAACCUGAGACCUACGUCACUUUAGUAAUUCUUGAAGUCAACAUGAAUCCGUACACUUGUGAUAAUAAUUACGUAGAGGUCACUGAAGACUCUAGAAUAAAAGGUAGAGCCCUAUGUACUACAGGGGACUUCACUGCCAAAUAUCACGCCUCGAUAUCAAACAAUAUUACUGUCAACUACAGAGGAACGACGGCAGGCUAUAAAGGUUUCAGAGCCGUUUACUUCAUAAGAAAUAACUCUGCUGUGUUAACUGAACCAACUGGGUAUAUAUCUAGCCAGGGCUAUCCAAUGGACUUCGGCUACUAUAGAGAAUACACCAUGCUUAUAACAGCUAAACCUGGUCAACUAAUUAGAUUAAGUCCAGCAGGAAGUACAAGUUUCGGAAACGCCUAUGUACAUGUAUACGAUGGACAGUAUACGAAUAUGACCGAGUUGAAGAAUUUAACAGAUCAAUGUACAUUGAAGUCUUACACUUCUACAAGUAAUUAUAUGCUGGUGAAGUUCACCCUGUCGUUCUUCUCUCAAGGUUUUAGUGGAUCCUACAAAAUAUAUGGUGUGGCACAUGGAGACUCAUGUAACUUUUUUGAAACAUGUCUGGAGGGAUUAGCUUGCCAUGGUGGCGUGUGCCUAACUUAUGAAGAAACUAUUUGCAAAGAUACGGUCAUAGAUUACAACAAAAUAACUAUAAUUGUUGGGGCUGUCGGGUUAUUGCUGUCAUAGCUGUCACAACUGUGAUCGUCAUGUGUUUGAGACUUCAUAUGAAAUCCACUACUCAUGGGGGAGAUAAUGAAGUGAGCAAUGUCACUGAACAAAGAGACAAUGAUAAUGGAACUUUAACUCACAAAACUGACCAAGAUUCUUUAGAGUGUGUGAAUAACAAAGAACUGGAAGACACACAUUCUGUUCAUUCUACAUCAACUGCCCAAACUACGAACAUUAUUGCAGUGUCUACAACAAACCUAUUGGAUAGUAAUCGGUGAUACAGCCUAGUAAGCAAGACAACAGUCCACUGUCGGGCAGCCCCGCAACAUUUUCUGUAUCUACAUUUACAAAUUAUAAUUUUAAGCAAGUACUGAAAGAUAAGACAUGAGAAAUAUGUGUGAGUGUGUGUGUAAUUGUGCUUUAAUUUCUGUGUUUGAGUUUAAAAAAAAAAACAUUCCCUCGCAAAAUAUUCCAUCCCCCCUCUUCUAAAUGUAAAAAUAAAACUGGUUAUGCUCAUGGAAUAAGAUCAUAUAUGAACAGAUGUUGUUGGUGAAUUAGCGGUACUGGUUCAUCGCGACUACGGUGCUAAAGUAUGAUUUUUGAUACUCGGCUUGAGCAAACUUUCUGGAGGUACGUUGGCUGAAAGGUAAAGUGCUUGGCUUUCGAAACUGGGAUUCUGGGUUCAAAUCCUGGUGAAGACUGGGUUUAUUAAUACUUUGAAUCUUUGGGACGCCUCUGAGGCCACAGAGCUCUAAUUGGUACCUGACAUUAGUAGGAGAAAAGUAAAGGUUGACAUAUAAUAAUUGUCUAAUUGUUUUUUAAGGGUCAAUCUCUUAUUCAAAGCCUCAAACUUUAUGAUAUUUAAAUGAUUAUUAUAAUAAUACUAUCACUUACAUUAUUAUUACUUAUUAUUACUUUUCAUCACUGUUACAUUCAAUUAUCUUGAGUAUGUUGACUAUUUUUAUAUUGUUAUUAUUUGUUUGUGGUAAAAGAAAUAAAAUCGUUAAAAUUG